Molecule: messenger RNA, 261 nt
Organism: Danaus chrysippus (African queen)
Lineage: Eukaryota; Metazoa; Arthropoda; Insecta; Lepidoptera; Nymphalidae
Source: the annotation of a GenBank genome assembly
AUGCCUUCAGCCUUAUCCAGACUAGUACUAGAAGAGCAGAAGGAAGCGAGUGUCGAGGAGGAGAGUCACAUGGCGGGCGCGGGACGACCCUCCGCCGCGGCCGACGGGAGGCGAGUGCUGCUCCGCCGGCCGGGGCCCGCUAUAUAUGGGCCGCACGCACACACGCGCGCAUGUUCCUACACGCCCACACGGACACAGGCGCAGCGCUCACAGGCGCGGUUAAGUGCAAAGGGAAAUGGAGGCGCUAUUGUCAAUCUGUAA